CCUCAAGACCAACAUGGGGACUGCAGGACUUGAAACGACAUUAUGGCUCAUCCCACUAGUGCUGCUGGCCGGCUCACUCUCUCAGACUGUAACCGUUGUUCCUUCUCUAAACACCAUAAGCCUCAGUUCAGUGAAUGCAUCUCACAUCGGCCGAGUGUGUACAACUUGGGGGCAGUCUCAUUUUAAGACCUUGGAUGGAGACUUCUUCCAACUGACGUCCCCCUGUAACCAUGUCCUGGUCUCACAUUGCAAGGGCAGCUAUGAAAGUUUUAACAUUCAGAUGAGGCGCAGUGUAGUCAACAGCAUCCACACCAUCACCAGCAUUGUCAUGAAGCUGCAAGGUUCUGUGGUACAGAUCACUAGCAGCGCAGUGACUGUAAAUGGCAUAAAGGUGUCUCUGCCACACAUCUCAUCUGGGGUGUUUGUCAAAGCAACCACAUCUAGUAUCUCUGUUGAGGCCAAGCUGGGGAUCAAGGCGAUCUGGAACCUGGAUGACUCUCUUGAUAUUGAAAUAGGUAGCAAGUAUCACAACCAGACAUGUGGACUCUGUGGAAACUUUGAUGGUGUAUCCAAUGAGUUCACGAAAGACGGAGCUGCACUAUCUGUGACAGACUAUGCAGAGACCCACAAGGUGAACGGGCCCACAGAGAGCUGUGAGGAGCCGGAUCAGAACCUGAACCUGAGCUGUGGUGAUAAGCAAUUGUGUGACCAGACCUUCUCCAGUGCCCCAUUCAAAAGUUGCCAAAGCUUACUUGAUGUGGGAUCCUUCAGUAAAGCCUGCAUGGCGGAUGUGUGCAACUCCACAGACAAUACUGACUCCGUUCUGUGCAAGACCAUCUCAGAGUUUUCCAGGCAGUGUACCCAUGCAGGUGGCAAGCCUCAACAAUGGAGGAAUGAAACAUUUUGCUACAAGGAAUGUCCAUACAACAUGGAGUUCUUGGAGUGUAGCAGCUCGUGUCCUGACAGUUGCUCCAACCCUCAGGCCAGCCAGACAUGUGACAGUCACUGCCAUGAUGGAUGCAGUUGCCCUGCUGGAAUGGUUUUCGAUGACAUUGGUAACGGUGGUUGUGUUACAGUCACCCAGUGUCCAUGUCUGCACAGCAACAAAAUUUACAAGUCAGGAGAGUCCUUCUCCUACCGCUGUGGAUCUUGUAUGUGUGACAGUGGUCAGUGGAAGUGUCAGGAGGCGAACUGUCCAGGAACCUGUUCUGUGGAAGGAGGGGCGCAUAUCAACACUUUUGAUGGAAAAAUGUACACCUUCCACGGGGACUGCACCUAUGUUCUGGCUCAGCCGAGUAAUGGCACUGUAUACACUGUGUUGGCGGACCUGGAGAAGUGCGGUAUGGCUGACACGAGGACAUGCUUGAGAGCUGUAACUCUGGUUUUAUACGGCAGUUCUAAGUUUCAGGUACGAAUUCUGGCAUCUGGAAAGGUCACUGUAAACCAAAUUCCUUCUCAGCUUCCACUGUUUACACCUGAGCUGAGUGCCUUUCAGCAGUCUUCCUUCUACAUCCACGUAACCACCAAGGUGGGCAUACAACUGACGAUCCAGCUGUCCCCAGUGAUGCAGGUGUUCAUUUCAGCUGAUACGUCGCUCAAAGGAGCAACCUCUGGUUUGUGUGGGAACUUCAAUGACAAAAUGAAUGAUGACUUCGUGGGGCAGAGUGGACUGGUGGAGGGCACCGCUGCAGCAUUCGCCAAUACUUGGAAAACCAAAGCCAUUUGUCCUGAUAUCAGUGCGCGUUUUGACAACCCUUGCAGCCAGGGCAUCAGCAAGGAGGCUUAUGCCCAGUUCUGGUGCUCCAAACUAACUGAUCCCAAGGGAGUGUUUGCUCCUUGCCACUCUGUCGUUCGGCCUGAAACAUACAAAGAUAACUGCAUGUAUGACAGCUGUAACUGUGAAAAAAGUGAGGACUGCAUGUGUGCUGCCGUCUCAUCGUACGUCUUCGCCUGCUCAGCGGCAGGAAUCCACCUCAGUGACUGGAGGACAACCAUUUGUGGUCAAUUUAAAACAUGUCCAGUAGAAACAGUGUAUGCCUACAACAUGAGCAGCUGCCAUCGUACUUGCCGUUCCCUCAGCCAGACGGACCAUUCCUGCCAGGCAAACAUCACCCCAGUGGAUGGUUGUGGCUGUGCCGAGGGAACCUACAUGAAUGAAGAGGGGCAUUGUGUGUCCAGUGCAAACUGUCCAUGCUACGAUAGAGACACCACCAUUCCUUCUGGACAGAGUGUCAGCAGAGGUGGCACCACAUGUGUCUGCAGACAAGGAGUUCUGAGCUGUUCGGGAGGAACACAGCUAGUCUCACCAGAUUGUGUUGCUCCCAUGGUGUACGUCAAUUGCUCCACUGUUCAACCAGGGACCACUGGGACUGAGUGCCAGAAGAGCUGCAGUACCCUGGACAUGCCUUGUAUCAGCACAGAAUGUAUAUCAGGCUGCAGGUGCCCGGACGGCCUGUUGUCAGAUGGAAAAGGAGGCUGCAUUAAUGAGACCAGCUGUCCAUGUGUGCACAAUUCAAAGCUCUACCAGCCUGGAGAGACACUGGUGGUGGACUGCAACACCUGUGUCUGCAGUGGAAGGAAGUUUAGAUGUACCACAAAUGUGUGUGAUGCAGUUUGUGGAAUCUAUGGCGAUGGUCACUACAUCACAUUUGAUGAUAAGAGGUUCGACUUCAAUGGACAGUGUGAAUACACACUCCUCCAGGACUACUGUGGCACUGAUCAGAGCAGUGGAACCUUCAGAAUUAACACUGAGAAUGUGCCAUGUGGAAACACAGGAACCACGUGCUCCAAGACAAUCAAGAUCUUUUUGCAGGAUAAUGAAUUCCAACUUGAUGAUGAGGAAUUCCAGGUGAUAAAGGGCAGCAUCCAGCACUCCACUCAAGUGCAAAAAAUGGGUAUUUACCUGGUGGUGACAAUCAAGCCUGGCCUUGUGCUCGUGUGGGACAAGAAGACCAGUCUUUUCAUCACGAUCAGCUCACAGUUCCAGGGUCAAGUCUGUGGUCUGUGUGGAAACUAUGAUGGCAACAGUAGGAAUGAUUUCACCACACGCUCACAGGAGAAAGUGGCAGACGUUCUACAAUUUGGCAACAGUUGGAAAGUGUCAGGCAGCUGCCCGAAUGCCGUACUAGUCAGUGACCCCUGUACCUCUAAUGGCUACCGGGCAGCAUGGUCUCAGAAACAGUGUAGCAUCAUCACAAGUACCACCUUCCAGAGCUGUCAUUCACAGGUUGACCCUGGUCCAUACUAUGACUCUUGUGUGAGAGACUCUUGUGCUUGUGACAAUGGUGGGGACUGUGAGUGUCUCUGCACUGCUGUGGCUGCCUAUGCCAAAGCUUGUAAUCAAGCCGGGGCCUGCAUUAAAUGGAGAACUCCAAACCUGUGCCCUGUUUUCUGCGACUACUAUAACUCCCCUGGUGGCUGUGAGUGGCAUUACAAACCUUGUGGCGCUAACUGUAUGAAGACAUGUAGGAAUCCAUCAGGAAACUGCUCCGUGCUCAUCACUGACCUGGAAGGAUGCUAUCCACAGUGUUCCUCAAGCCAGCCCUACUUUGAUGAAGACACUAUGAAGUGUGUCACCUGGGACCAGUGUGGAUGCUAUGAUGACAAGGGCGUCCAUUCCAGCAUAGGAGAGGAGGCUCCAUCAGACAACUGCUACAACUGCUCCUGUACAAUCUCUGGAAUAACAUGCAGCUACGAUGUAAAUUCCUGUACAUGCACGGUUGAAGGAAAAACAUACAACUAUGGGACAGCCAUCUACAACACAACAGAUGGGCUAGGAAACUGCAUUACAGCUCAGUGCGGGGCCAAUGGAAAUGUGAUUAGGAUCGUCUACACGUGCUCAACAUCAACUACCAUUGGCCCAUCAACAAUUCCUUUCACAUUUAGCACAGUGGGGACAACAACUUCAGGCACAACAUUACCACUGAAAACCACUAUUGGAACCACAGCGACGCCUACGUGGCACAAAACCUCCACCUCCGAACCUCUGAAAGUGGUUACAACGGGACCAAUAGAGACCUCGACCAUGACUGUCGUUGAAACCACUACGUCAGUGCCAGAAAUCACAGUGACCAGCCAAGAAUCCACCGUUGUGACAUCAAAACCUUCUGUGACUACCACAACUACUCAGGCACCUUCAAGUACUACUGUGGGAACCACAACGAAACUGGUUGAGACAACCACCCCUGAAGGAACAACAGUCCAGGUUGGGACAACAAAACCUCCAAAGAUAGUCACCACUGGUCCUACAACACCCUCAACCACAACUGUUGUUGAAACCACUACGUCAGUGCCAGAAAUCACAGUGACCAGCCAAGAAUCUACCGUUGUCACAUCAACACCUUCUGUGCCUACCACAACUACUCAGGCACCUUCAAGUACUACUUUGGGAACCACAACAAAGCCUGUUGAGACAACCACUCGCGAAGAAACAACUGCUAUUGCCCCAAUCACACAGACACUUCCAGGCAGUACAACUGUUUACGCAACUAGUGCAACCACACAGCCAGCCACAAACACAACAGUCCAGGUUGGGACAACAAAACCUCCAAAGAUAGUCACCACUGGUCCUACAACAACCUCAACCACAACUGUUGUUGAAACCACUACGUCAGUGCCAGAGAUCACAGUGACCAGCCAAGGAUCCACCGUUGUCACAUCAAAACCUUCUGUGACUACCACAACUACUCAGGCACCUUCAAGUACUACUGUGGGAACCACAACAAAACUCGUUGAGACAACCACUCGCGAAGGAACAACUGCUAUUGCCCCAAUCACACAGACACUUCCAGGCAGUACAACUGUUUACGCAACUAGUGCAACCACACAGCCAGCCACAAACACAACAGUCCAGGGUGGGACAACAAAACCUCCAAAGGUAGUCACCACUGGUACAACAGCUUCAACCACAACUGUUGUUGAAACCACUACAUCAGUGCCAGAAAUCACAGUGACCAGCCAAGAAUCCACCGUUGUGACAUCAAAACCUUCUGUGACUACCACAACUACUCAGGCACCUUCAAGUACUACAGUGGGAACCACAACCAAGCCUGUUGAGACAACCACCCCUGAAGGAACAACAAUUCAAGUUGGGACAACAAAACCUCCAAAGAUAGUCACUACUGGUCCUACAACAACCUCAACCACAACUGUCGUUGAAACCACUACGUCAGUGCCGGAAAUCACAGUGACCAGCCAAGAAUCCACCGUUGUGACAUCAAAACCUUCUGUGACUACCACAACUACUCAGGCACCUUCAAGUACUACUGUGGGAACCACAACGAAACUGGUUGAGACAACCACCCCUGAAGGAACAACAGUCCAGGUUGGGACAACAAAACCUCCAAAGAUAGUCACCACUGGUCCUACAACAACCUCAACCACAACUGUUGUUGAAACCACUACGUCAGUGCCAGAAAUCACAGUGACCAGCCAAGAAUCUACCGUUGUCACAUCAACACCUUCUGUGACUACCACAACUACUCAGGCACCUUCAAGUACUACUUUGGGAACCACAACAAAGCCUGUUGAGACAACCACUCGCGAAGGAACAACUGCUAUUGCCCCAAUCACACAGACACUUCCAGGCAGUACAACUGUUUACGCAACUAGUGCAACCACACAGCCAGCCACAAACACAACAGUCCAGGUUGGGACAACAAAACCUCCAAAGAUAGUCACCACUGGUCCUACAACAACCUCAACCACAACUGUUGUUGAAACCACUACGUCAGUGCCAGAGAUCACAGUGACCAGCCAAGGAUCCACCGUUGUCACAUCAAAACCUUCUGUGACUACCACAACUACUCAGGCACCUUCAAGUACUACUGUGGGAACCACAACAAAACUCGUUGAGACAACCACCCCUGAAGGAACAACAGUCCAGGUUGGGACAACAAAACCUCCAAAGAUAGUCACCACUGGUCCUACAACACCCUCAACCACAACUGUUGUUGAAACCACUACAUCAGUGCCAGAAAUCACAGUGACCAGCCAAGAAUCCACCGUUGUGACAUCAAAACCUUCUGUGACUACCACAACUACUCAGGCACCUUCAAGUACUACUGUGGGAACCACAACGAAACUCGUUGAGACAACCACCCCUGAAGGAACAACAAUUCAGUUUGGGACAACAAAACCUCCAAAGAUAGUCACCACUGGUCCUACAACAACCUCAACCACAACUGUCAUUGAAACCACUACGUCAGUGCCAGAAAUCACAGUGACCAGCCAAGAAUCCACCGUUGUGACAUCAAAACCUUCUGUGACUACCACAACUACUCAGGCACCUUCAAGUACUACAGUGGGAACCACAACGAAACUCGUUGAGACAACCAUCCCUGAAGGAACAACAGUCCAGGUUGGGACAACAAAACCUCCAAAGAUAGUCACCACUGGUCCUACAACACCCUCAACCACAACUGUUGUUGAAACCACUACGUCAGUGCCGGAAAUCACAGUGACCAGCCAAGAAUCCACCGUUGUGACAUCAAAACCUUCUGUGACUACCACAACUACUCAGGCACCUUCAAGUACUACAGUGGGAACCACAACCAAGCCUGUUGAGACAACCACCCCUGAAGGAACAACAAUUCAGGUUGGGACAACAAAACCUCCAAAGAUAGUCACCACUGGUCCUACAACAACCUCAACCACAACUGUCGUUGAAACCACUACGUCGGUGCCAGAAAUCACAGUGACCAGCCAAGAAUCCACCGUUGUGACAUCAAAACCUUCUGUGACUACCACAACUACUCAGGCACCUUCAAGUACUACAGUGGGAACCACAACCAAGCCUGUUGAGACAACCACCCCUGAAGGAACAACAAUUCAAGUUGGGACAACAAAACCUCCAAAGAUAGUCACCACUGGUCCUACAACAACCUCAACCACAACUGUCGUUGAAACCACUACGUCAGUGCCAGAAAUCACAGUGACCAGCCAAGAAUCCACCGUUGUGACUUCAAAACCUUCUGUGACUACCACAGCUACUCAGGCACCUUCAAGUACUACAGUGGGAACCACAACCAAGCCUGUUGAGACAACCACCCCUGAAGGAACAACAAUUCAGGUUGGGACAACAAAACCUCCAAAGAUAGUCACCACUGGUCCUACAACAACCUCAACCACAACUGUCGUUGAAACCACUACGUCAGUGCCAGAAAUCACAGUGACCAGCCAAGAAUCCACCGUUGUGACAUCAAAACCUUCUGUGACUACCACAACUACUCAGGCACUUUCAAGUACUACAGUGGGAACCACAACCAAGCCUGUUGAGACAACCACCCCUGAAGGAACAACAAUUCAGGUUGGGACAACAAAACCUCCAAAGAUAGUCACCACUGGUCCUACAACAACCUCAACCACAACUGCCGUUGAAACCACUACGUCAGUGCCAGAAAUCACAGUGACCAGCCAAGAAUCCACCGUUGUGACAUCAAAACCUUCUGUGACUACCACAACUACUCAGGCACCUUCAAGUACUACAGUGGGAACCACAACCAAGCCUGUUGAGACAACCACCCCUGAAGGAACAACAGUCCAGGUUGGGACAACAAAACCUCCAAAGAUAGUCACCACUGGUCCUACAACAACCUCAACCACAACUGUCGUUGAAACCACUACGUCAGUGCCAGAAAUCACAGUGACCAGCCAAGAAUCCACCGUUGUGACAUCAAAACCUUCUGUGACUACCACAACUACUCAGGCACUUUCAAGUACUACAGUGGGAACCACAACCAAGCCUGUUGAGACAACCACCCCUGAAGGAACGACAAUUCAGGUUUGGACAACAAAACCUCCAAAGAUAGUCACCACUGGUCCUACAACAACCUCAACCACAACUGUCGUUGAAACCACUACGUCAGUGCCAGAAAUCACAGUGACCAGCCAAGAAUCCACCGUUGUGACAUCAAAACCUUCUGUGACAACCACAACUACUCAGGCACCUUCAAGGACUACAGUGGGAACCACAACCAAGCCUGUUGAGACAACCACCCCUGAAGGAACAACAAUUCAAGUUGGGACAACAAAACCUCCAAAGAUAGUCACCACUGGUCCUACAACAACCUCAACCACAACUGUCGUUGAAACCACUACGUCAGUGCCAGAAAUCACAGUGACCAGCCAAGAAUCCACCGUUGUGACAUCAAAACCUUCUGUGACUACCACAACUACUCAGGCACCUUCAAGUACUACAGUGGGAACCACAACCAAGCCUGUUGAGACAACCACCCCUGAAGGAACAACAAUUCAGGUUGGGACAACAAAACCUCCAAAAAUAGUCACCACUGGUCCUACAACACCCUCAACCACAACUGUCGUUGAAACCACUACGUCAGUGCCAGAAAUCACAGUGACCAGCCAAGAAUCCACCGUUGUGACAUCAAAACCUUCUGUGACAACCACAACUACUCAGGCACCUUCAAGGACUACAGUGGGAACCACAACCAAGCCUGUUGAGACAACCACCCCUGAAGGAACAACAAUUCAAGUUGGGACAACAAAACCUCCAAAGAUAGUCACUACUGGUCCUACAACAACCUCAACCACAACUGCCGUUGAAACCACUACGUCAGUGCCGGAAAUCACAGUGACCAGCCAAGAAUCCACCGUUGUGACAUCAAAACCUUCUGUGACUACCACAACUACUCAGGCACCUUCAAGUACUACAGUGGGAACCACAACCAAGCCUGUUGAGACAACCACCCCCGAAGGAACAACAAUUCAGGUUGGGACAACAAAACCUCCAAAGAUAGUCACCACUGGUCCUACAACAACCUCAACCACAACUGUCGUUGAAGCCACUACGUCAGUGCCAGAAAUCACAGUGACCAGACAAGAAUCCACCGUUGUGACAUCAAAACCUUCUGUGACUACCACAACUACUCAGGCACCUUCAAGUACUACAGUGGGAACCACAACCAAGCCUGUUGAGACAACCACCCCUGAAGGAACAACAAUUCAGGCUGGGACAACAAAACCUCCAAAGAUAGUCACCACUGGUCCUACAACAACCUCAACCACAACUGCCGUUGAAACCACUACGUCAGUGCCGGAAAUCACAGUGACCAGCCAAGAAUCCACCGUUGUGACAUCAAAACCUUCUGUGACUACCACAACUACUCAGGCACCUUCAAGUACUACAGUGGGAACCACAACCAAGCCUGUUGAGACAACCACCCCCGAAGGAACAACAAUUCAGGUUGGGACAACAAAACCUCCAAAGAUAGUCACCACUGGUCCUACAACAACCUCAACCACAACUGUCGUUGAAGCCACUACGUCAGUGCCAGAAAUCACAGUGACCAGACAAGAAUCCACCGUUGUGACAUCAAAACCUUCUGUGACUACCACAACUACUCAGGCACCUUCAAGUACUACAGUGGGAACCACAACCAAGCCUGUUGAGACAACCACCCCUGAAGGAACAACAAUUCAGGCUGGGACAACAAAACCUCCAAAGAUAGUCACCACUGGUCCUACAACAACCUCAACCACAACUGUCGUUGAAACCACUACGUCAGUGCCAGAAAUCACAGUGACCAGCCAAGAAUCCACCGUUGUGACAUCAAAACCUUCUGUGACUACCACAACUACUCAGGCACUUUCAAGUACUACAGUGGGAACCACAACCAAGCCUGUUGAGACAACCACCCCUGAAGGAACAACAAUUCAGGUUGGGACAACAAAACCCCCAAAGAUAGUCACCACUGGUCCUACAACAACCUCAACCACAACUGUCGUUGAAACCACUACGUCAGUGCCAAAAAUCACAGUGACCAGCCAAGAAUCCACCGUUGUGACUUCAAAACCUUCUGUGACUACCACAACUACUCAGGCACCUUCAAGUACUACAGUGGGAACCACAACCAAGCCUGUUGAGACAACCACCCCUGAAGGAACAACAAUUCAGGUUGGGACAACAAAACCUCCAAAGAUAGUCACCACUGGUCCUACAACAACCUCAACCACAACUGUCGUUGAAACCACUACGUCAGUGCCAGAAAUCACAGUGACCAGCCAAGAAUCCACCGUUGUGACAUCAAAACCUUCUGUGACUACCACAACUACUCAGGCACCUUCAAGUACUACAGUGGGAGCCACAACCAAGCCUGUUGAGACAACCACCCCUGAAGGAACAACAAUUCAAGUUGGGACAACAAAACCUCCAAAGAUAGUCACCACUGGUCCUACAACAACCUCAACCACAACUGUCGUUGAAACCACUACGUCAGUGCCAGAAAUCACAGUGACCAGCCAAGAAUCCACCGUUGUGACAUCAAAACCUUCUGUGACUACCACAACUACUCAGGCACCUUCAAGUACUACAGUGGGAACCACAACCAAGCCUGUUGAGACAACCACCCCUGAAGGAACAACAAUUCAGGUUGGGACAACAAAACCUCCAAAGAUAGUCACCACUGGUCCUACAACAACCUCAACCACAACUGUCGUUGAAACCACUACGUCAGUGCCAGAAAUCACAGCGACCAGCCAAGAAUCCACCGUUGUGACAUCAAAACCUUCUGUGACUACCACAACUACUCAGGCACUUUCAAGUACUACAGUGGGAACCACAACCAAGCCUGUUGAGACAACCACCCCUGAAGGAACAACAAUUCAGGUUGGGACAACAAAACCUCCAAAGAUAGUCACCACUGGUCCUACAACAACCUCAACCACAACUGUCGUUGAAACCACUACGUCAGUGCCAGAAAUCACAGUGACCAGCCAAGAAUCCACCGUUGUGACAUCAAAACCUUCUGUGACUACCACAACCACUCAGGCACCUACAAGUACUACAGUGGGAACCACAACAAAACUUAUUGCGACAACCACCUCUGAAGGAACAACAAUUCAGGUUGGGACAACAAAACCUUCAAAGAUAGUCACCACUGGUCCUACAACAACCUCAACCACAACUGUCGUUGAAACCACUACGUCAGUGCCAGAAAUCACAGUGACCAGCCAAGAAUCCACCGUUGUGACAUCAAAACCUUCUGUGACUACCACAACUACUCAGGCACCUUCAAGUACCACUGUGGGAGCCACAACGAAACUCAUUGAGACAACCACCCCUGAAGGAACAACAAUUCAGGUUGGGACAACAAAACCUCCAAAGAUAGUCACCACUGGUCCUACAACAACCUCAACCACAACUGUUGUUGAAACCACUACGUCAGUGCCAGAAAUCACAGUGACCAGCCAAGAAUCCACCGUUGUGACAUCAAAACCUUCUGUGACUACCACAACUACUCAGGCACCUUCAAGUACUACAGUGGGAACCACAACGAAACUCGUUGAGACAACCACCCCUGAAGGAACAACAGCUAUUGCCCCUAUAACACAGACACUUCCAGGCAGUGCAACUGUUUACACAACUAGUGCAACCACACAGCCAGCCAUAAACACAACAGUCCAGGUUGGGACAACAAAACCUUCUGUGACUACCACAACUACUCAGGCACCUUCAAGUACUACAGUGGGAACCACAACAAAACUUAUUGAGACAACCACCCCUGAAGGAACAACAGUCCAGGUUGGGACAACAAAACCUCCAAAGAUAGUCACCACUGGUCCUACAACACCCUCAACCACAACUGUUGUUGAAACCACUACCUCAGUGCCAGAGAUCACAGUGACCAGCCAAGAAUCCACCGUUGUGACAUCAAAACCUUCUGUGACUACCACAACUACUCAGGCCCCUUCAAGUACCACUGUGGGAACCACAACGAAACUCGUUGAGACAACCACUCCUGAAGGAACAACAGUCCAGUUUGGGACAACAAAUCCUCCAAAGAUAGUCACCACUGGUCCUACAACAACCUCAACUACAACUGUUGUUGAAACCACUACAUCAGUGCCAGAAAUCACAGUGACCAGCCAAGAAUCCACCGUUGUGACAUCAAAACCUUCUGUGACUACCACAACUACUCAGGGACCUUCAAGAACAACAAUUCAGGUUGGGACAACAAAACCUCCAAAGAUAGUCACCACUGGUCCUACAACAACCUCAACCACAACUGUCGUUGAAACCACUACGUCAGUGCCAGAAAUCACAGCGACCAGCCAAGAAUCCACCGUUGCACCUUCAAGUACUACAGUGGGAACCACAACAAAACUUAUUGAGACAACCACCUCUGAAGGAACAACAAUUCAGGUUGGGACAACAAAACCUUCAAAGAUAGUCACCACUGGUCCUACAACAACCUCAACCACAACUGUCGUUGAAACCACUACGUCAGUGCCAGAAAUCACAGUGACCAGCCAAGAAUCCACCGUUGUGACAUCAAAACCUUCUGUGACUACCACAACUACUCAGGCACCUUCAAGUACCACUGUGGGAGCCACAACGAAACUCAUUGAGACAACCACCCCUGAAGGAACAACAAUUCAGGUUGGGACAACAAAACCUCCAAAGAUAGUCACCACUGGUCCUACAACAACCUCAACCACAACUGUUGUUGAAACCACUACGUCAGUGCCAGAAAUCACAGUGACCAGCCAAGAAUCCACCGUUGUGACAUCAAAACCUUCUGUGACUACCACAACUACUCAGGCACCUUCAAGUACUACAGUGGGAACCACAACGAAACUCGUUGAGACAACCACCCCUGAAGGAACAACAGCUAUUGCCCCUAUAACACAGACACUUCCAGGCAGUGCAACUGUUUACACAACUAGUGCAACCACACAGCCAGCCAUAAACACAACAGUCCAGGUUGGGACAACAAAACCUUCUGUGACUACCACAACUACUCAGGCACCUUCAAGUACUACAGUGGGAACCACAACAAAACUUAUUGAGACAACCACCCCUGAAGGAACAACAGUCCAGGUUGGGACAACAAAACCUCCAAAGAUAGUCACCACUGGUCCUACAACACCCUCAACCACAACUGUUGUUGAAACCACUACCUCAGUGCCAGAGAUCACAGUGACCAGCCAAGAAUCCACCGUUGUGACAUCAAAACCUUCUGUGACUACCACAACUACUCAGGCCCCUUCAAGUACCACUGUGGGAACCACAACGAAACUCGUUGAGACAACCACUCCUGAAGGAACAACAGUCCAGUUUGGGACAACAAAUCCUCCAAAGAUAGUCACCACUGGUCCUACAACAACCUCAACUACAACUGUUGUUGAAACCACUACAUCAGUGCCAGAAAUCACAGUGACCAGCCAAGAAUCCACCGUUGUGACAUCAAAACCUUCUGUGACUACCACAACUACUCAGGGACCUUCAAGUACUACAGUGGGAACCACAACAAUGCCUGUUGAGACAACCACCCCUGAAGGAACAACAAUUCAAGUUGGGACAACAAAACCUCCAAAGAUAGUCACCACUGGUCCUACAACAACCUCAACCACAACUGUCGUUGAAACCACUACGUCAGUGCCAGAAAUCACAGUGACCAGCCAAGAAUCCACCGUUGUGACAUCAAAACCUUCUGUGACUACCACAACUACUCAGGCACCUUCAAGUACUACAGUGGGAACCACAACCAAGCCUGUUGAGACAACCACCCCUGAAGGAACAACAAUUCAGGUUGGGACAACAAAACCUCCAAAGAUAGUCACCACUGGUCCUACAACAACCUCAACCACAACUGUCGUUGAAACCACUACGUCAGUGCCAGAAAUCACAGCGACCAGCCAAGAAUCCACCGUUGUGACAUCAAAACCUUCUGUGACUACCACAACUACUCAGGCACUUUCAAGUACUACAGUGGGAACCACAACCAAGCCUGUUGAGACAACCACCCCUGAAGGAACAACAAUUCAGGUUGGGACAACAAAACCUCCAAAGAUAGUCACCACUGGUCCUACAACAACCUCAACCACAACUGUCGUUGAAACCACUACGUCAGUCCCAGAAAUCACAGUGACCAGCCAAGAAUCCACCGUUGUGACAUCAAAACCUUCUGUGACUACCACAACUACUCAGGCACCUUCAAGUACUACAGUGGGAACCACAACCAAGCCUGUUGAGACAACCACCCCUGAAGGAACAACAAUUCAGGUUGGGACAACAAAACCUCCAAAGAUAGUCACCACUGGUCCUACAACAACCUCAACCACAACUGUCGUUGAAACCACUAUGUCAGUGCCAGAAAUCACAGUGACCAGCCAAGAAUCCACCGUUGUGACAUCAAAACCUUCUGUGACUACCACAACCACUCAGGCACCUUCAAGUACUACAGUGGGAACCACAACCAAGCCUGUUGAGACAACCACCCCUGAAGGAACAACAAUUCAGGUUGGGACAACAAAACCUCCAAAGAUAGUCACCACUGGUCCUACAACAUCAUCAACCACAACUGUUGUUGAAACCACUACGUCAGUCCCAGAAAUCACAGUGACCAGCCAAGAAUCCACCGUUGUGACAUCAAAACCUUCUGUGACUACCACAACUACUCAGGCACCUUCAAGUACUACAGUGGGAACCACAACGAAACUCGUUGAGACAACCACCCCUGAAGGAACAACAGCUAUUGCCCCUAUAACACAGACACUUCCAGGCAGUGCAACUGUUUACACAACUAGUGCAACCACACAGCCAGCCAUAAACACAACAGUCCAGGUUGGGACAACAAAACCUUCUGUGACUACCACAACUACCCAGGCACCUUCAAGUACUACAGUGGGAACCACAACAAAACUUAUUGCGACAACCACCCCUGAAGGAACAACAAUUCAGGUUGGAACAACAAAACCUCCAAAGAUAGUCACCACUGGUCCUACAACAUCAUCAACCACAACUGUGUUUGAAACCACUACGUCAGUGCCAGAAAUCACAGUGACCAGCCAAGAAUCCACCGUUGUGACAUCAAAACCUUCUGUGACUACCACAACUACUCAGGCACCUUCAAGUACCACUGUGGGAACCACAACGAAACUCGUUGAGACAACCACUCCUGAAGGAACAACAGUCCAGUUUGGGACAACAAAUCCUCCAAAGAUAGUCACCACUGGUCCUACAACAACCUCAACUACAACUGUUGUUGAAACCACUACAUCAGUGCCAGAAAUCACAGUGACCAGCCAAGAAUCCACCGUUGUGACAUCAAAACCUUCUGUGACAACCACAACUACUCAGGGACCUUCAAGUACUACAGUGGGAACCACAACAAUGCCUGUUCAGACAACCACCCCUGAAGGAACAACAGUCCAGGUUGUGUCAACAAAACCUCCAAAGAUAGUCACCACUGGACCAAUGACAACCUCAACCACAACUGUUGUUGAAACCACUACAUCGCUGCCCGAAAUCACAGUGACCAGCCAAACUACAACCUCAGUAGCAGGUGUCACAGCAACAACCUCAGGCACAACUGUUGGUGUAGUCACAGGACAUUCACAGUCACCAACUGUAAUUACAAAGCCAUCUGUUUUUCACACAACAGAAAUUAUGGCUUCUACUGUAGUUACAGGAACAACAGCCAGAGGAUCAACUGCUAUUGGUCCUGUAACGCAGACACUUCCAGGCAGCACAACUGUUCACACAACUAGUGCAACCACACAGCCAACCAGAUCCACAGUUGUUUUUACAUCACGGUUUCCCACAGCCUCCACAUCAUGUGUUUGCAUUGUCAACGGAACUUCACAUCGCCCUGGGGACUUGGUGUACAACGUCACUGAUGGCUUGGGAUGGUGUUUCACUGCAUAUUGCAAUGUGUCUUGUAAAGUUGAAACAAAAUCCAGCCCAUGUCAUCCAACACCAAUACCCACCACUACUGCACAUUCGGCUACAACAGUGUUCAGCACCACGACACAGGCCACAAUUUCAAGCUCAAUUCCUCUGACCACAGCUUUGCCUAACUCUACUUCCACUGCAUCAGAAACUACAUCAACUACGCUUGACUGCAAUGAUGUGUAUCCACCAAGAAAGAAUGGACAGUCCUGGAAGGUAAAUAACUGCACCACAGCUACGUGCACCAAUGGCAAGAUCACAGAGGCACAGGCUGUUUGUUCUCCAUCGCCGAUAUCCAUCUGUUCCAAUGGACGCAACGUUUCCAAGGUUUAUGAUGAUAAUGGAUGUUGCUUUCACUAUGAAUGCGAAUGUGUGUGCAGUGUCUGGGGUGGAUCCCACUACAUGACUUUUGAUGGAACAUCAUACAGUUUCAACGAGAACUGCUCUUACUACUUGGUCAAAGAAAUUAUUUCAAAAUAUAAUUUAAGUAUUACAGUAAACAACCAUUAUUGUGAUCCUUCAAACAGCACGUUCUGUCCCAAAGCUCUCAUUGUAACGUACCAGUCCUACAAAGUUGUUUUGACUCAGUUGAAGACUUCAGGAACAGAAGCCAAUGUGGUAUAUAUCAAUCAGAAACGUAUCUAUCCUGCAUAUAGCAAUUCUGACCUGCGCCUCACUAGCACAGAUAUGGUGAUCACACUGGAAAUAGAGGCAAUCAACGCAAAAGUACUCUAUAGGGGCUCCUCAUUUAGCAUUGACCUUCCUUAUUCCCUCUUUGAAGGAAACACUGAGGGACAGUGUGGGACCUGUGACAACUCCCAGGUCAAUGAAUGCCGUUCUCCGAACGGCCAGGUGGAAAGCUGCUCAGAAUCUGCAGGUCAGUGGAAGGUCCCGGGUACAUCCUGUGUCACCCCCACAAGCCCACCAGUUACUACAUCAGCACCCAGGACCUCUUCAGAAUCACCACACUCAACAACACAGCACGUUUGCCAGUCUGACAUUUGUGAUCUCCUCACCAGCAGUGUAUUCGCACCGUGCAACGCCGUCAUAUCCUCAGCACCAUUUGUGAAGGCCUGUUUGUCUGACGCUUGCAACAGUGGCAAUAACACCUGCUCCAGCCUAGAGUCCUAUGCCACUGAGUGCUCUAAUGCAGGAGUCUGUGUUGACUGGAGGAACGCUACCAACGGGCUGUGUGAGCACAAGUGUCCAAGCAAUAAAGUGUACAUGGCAUGUGGCCCCUCUGUAGAGCCAACAUGCAGUAGCAGAUACAACCAGAAGUUCCAGGCAUAUAGCAACACAACCACUCAGGAGGGUUGUUUCUGUCCUAAUGGAACCAUCUUAUUCAACACAGUGUAUGACACAUGUGUUACCUCCUGUGAUUGUGUUGGCCCUGAUGGAAAACCCAGAGAGCCUGGUGAAACAUGGAGGAGUGGCUGCAAUACCUGUGAGUGCAACCAGGAUUCCAUGAGCAUCCAGUGUCAGCCUGUUCAGUGUCCGUCAGUGCACAGCCCCAACUGCAGCGAGCCUGGACAGCAGCUGGUCAACACAACAGGCACCUGCUGCACAACACAGUCAUGUGAAUGCAAUGUAAACCUGUGUCCCGCUCCUAUCACCUGCCCGCUGGGCUUCCAGCUCAACGUCACGGCGAACACCACCUGCUGCCGGACCUAUGAAUGUGUUCCAAAGGGUGUAUGUGUCUACAACAUGACAGAGUACAAGCCUGGUGCCAAGAUACCAACAUCAGAAUCACCAUCAGAAUCACCACUGGAAGUUCCAUCAGUGACAGGAAACACAACAGCGCUGUCACUGGAGCAAGAGAGUGCAGAAGCAACACUGAAACCUCUAUCAAAUGAGUCUUUCACACCCGGGCCUUGCAUGGACUGUUACUGCGGCCCCAACAUGGAUCCCACAACCAAUCUGAACAUCAUUACCUGCAAACCUGUGGUCUGCAACACAAGCUGCUCUGAGGGUUAUGAAUACCAGACUGCUGCUGGAAAAUGCUGUGGGGCGUGUGUCCAGAAGAGUUGUAUUUUCACCACACCUGGCAACCUGACAGUACAUGUCAUUGAGGUCAACAGUACUUAUGUACCCCCUGCUGAUAAGUGUGUGCAGUAUACCUGUGAGAAGAUCAAUGGACAGCUUGUCACAAAGGAAACCAAGACCACCUGUCCUCCCUUUAAUCCCUUGGACUGUGAACCCGGCACUCAAUCAACUGAUGCCAGUGGAUGCUGCCAAACCUGUAAGGUCCAGAGUGUCUGUGAGGUCCAGAGUAAGCAGUCAGUCAUUGAGGUGAACAGCUGCAAGAGCACACAACCGGUCAACAUCACAUCCUGUGCUGGACACUGUGGAAGUUCAUCUGUGUAUUCCGCAGCAGCCAACACCAUGAUACAUCAAUGUGAGUGUUGCCAGGAGGCAAGCACUCGUCAGAUGCAGGUGGAGUUAACCUGCAGCGAUGGAUCCAAACUCCAGCACACCUACACCCAGGUGCAGACGUGCAGCUGCAGCAAAGCAGAAUGUGCGGCGGGAACAACGUCCAAUCCACAGCACCGCAGGAGACGCUGAUUAGUUACUUGAUGCUUUUAUGCUAGACCAGGCGGAACCUUAGGUAUUCUUCAUUUUGUCAGCUUUUACUAUUUAUAGCCAAACAUGUUCUCUUUUUCAGUGUCAAACCACUUUGAUAUAAACUUUCUUCAGCUUUUUUGGUGAUGAUCCUUAUUAAAAUAUUUCUGCAAUACAAA
This is a messenger RNA of Amphiprion ocellaris (clown anemonefish), 18429 nucleotides long. Its product is annotated as mucin-2-like. Gene Ontology annotation, molecular function: hormone activity. The coding region runs from base 14 to 18253 and encodes 6079 amino acids. Lineage: Eukaryota; Metazoa; Chordata; Actinopteri; Pomacentridae. The record is from RefSeq and is a predicted model, not a curated record. Gene Ontology annotation, cellular component: extracellular matrix; extracellular region. The transcript has 50 exons.